AUGGCGCCUACUUUUGAGCUGGAUGUUUUGAUGCCUGACGAAGGUGAGCCAGAUAAGACAUUAAUUCCGACUGUAGAUGAUGUGAAGUUACCAGUUACACGUAAGAGUAUUGCUGCAGCUCAGAAAGCAGAUUUAACUUUGCAUAAGUGUUUUUCUUCUGUUGUACCUUUGGAGAUGGCGCGUGAGAGAAAAACCGCCUAUUAUGUAGACAACGGAUUGUUAAUGCGCAGGUGGUGCAGUAAUGUUUCUGAUCCUGAGUGGUGUACUGUAAAUCAGAUCGUUGUUCCUGUAUGUUACAGACAAGCUGUGCUUUCGUUAGCUCAUGACCAUAGCCUGUCUGGACAUUUGGGUAUUAAAAAGACAUACAACCGAAUUCUGAAGCACUUUGUUUGGCCCAGGUUAAAAUCUGAUGUUGCGAAACAUUGUCGAACCUGUCAGACUUGUCAAUUCUCGGGUAAGCCAAAUCAAAUAAUUCCGCGUGCGCCGCUUGUUCCUAUCCCUGUAGUGGGUGAACCCUUUGAGCACAUUAUUAUCGAUUGUGUCGGACCCUUACCAAAAACGAGAGCUGGGAACCAGUACUUGUUAACGAUAAUGUGUGCAGCGACACGUUUUCCAGAAGCGAUUCCAUUACGGAAGAUUACGGCUCCGGUAAUUAUUCGUGCGCUUGUGAAGUUUUUUUCAACCUUUGGGUUGCCUAGAAUUGUACAAAGUGACCAGGGGACCAAUUUUUUGUCAAAACUUUUUGCUCAAGUGUUACAGACUUUAAAGAUUUCUCACAGAGUAGCGAGUGCUUACCAUCCGGAAAGUCAAGGGGCACUCGAACGAUUCCAUCAGACAUUGAAAUCUGUGCUUCGUAAGUACUGUAUGGAUACUGGCAAAGAUUGGGACGAGGGUAUACCCUUAGUUUUAUUUGCUGUGAGGGAAGCAGUACAGGAUAGCUUGGGGUUCAGUCCUGCUGAUCUAGUGUUUGGACAUACCGUGAGGGGUCCGUUAAAAAUGCUGAAGGAGGAUAUGUUAUCUCCUGAGACGAGUUCUAAAACCAACGUGCUGGAUUAUGUAUGCAAGUUUCGCGAACGAUUACAUCAUGCUUGCUUAACAGCAAAAGAGUCAUUAGCGAAAGCGCAGGUCACUAUGAAGGAUCAUUUUGAUCUUAAAUCUGUUUCACGUCAAUUUAAUCCAGGAGAUCAAGUGCUUGUUCUCUUACCAGUUAUUGGUUCUGCGUUAUCUGCACGCUUCUCGGGUCCAUAUGAGGUAAUACAAAAAUUGAGUGACACGGACUAUGUAAUUCGUACACCUGAUCGCAGAAAAAAAUCUCGCGUAUGUCAUAUAAAUAUGCUGAAAGCAUAUUAUGUAAGGGAGUCUUCACCAGUUGUCGAAAAAAAUGUUGAGUGUAAGGUUGAUCAGUCACCUAACGUUGCGCUCACUUGUGAUGUUGUUUCUGAUGUUCCUGAUGAUGAAGACGAUGGUGUGAUAAUUCGACACACGUAUCAGCAAUGUGCUAGACUUAAGAACUCUGAAAUGCUUAUGGAUUUGUCUUCUCUUUUGUCUCACCUAUCUGAUACUCAGAAAUCUGAUGUUGAAAAUUUAAUUAAGGAUUUUCCUUCCUUAUUCUAUGAUGUUCCAACUCGUACAACUAUUGUGCAACAUGACAUUGAUGUGGGCACUGCCGCUCCGAUUAAGCAGCAUGCGUAUAGAGCAAAUGUUGAAAAACGAUCUGUCAUGAAAGCUGAGGUUGACUACUUACUAAAGAAUGGCUUGGCGAGACCGAGUUAUAGUUCGUGGAGCUCACCGUGCUUGCUGGUUACUAAAAGUGAUGGAUCUGCCAGAUUUUGUACGGAUUAUCGCAGAGUAAAUGCUGUAACAAAACCUGACUGUUUUCCAUUGCCUCGCAUGGAAGAUUGCGUUGACACACUUGGUCCUGCGAAAUUUGUCAGUAAACUAGAUUUAUUGAAGGGUUACUGGCAAGUGCCGUUAACAGCUCGUGCAUCUGAAAUUUCUGCAUUCGUGACACCCGAUUGUUUUAUGGAAUAUUGCGUAAUGGCUUUCGGGAUGCGUAACGCUCCAUCUACGUUUCAAAGGCUCAUUAAUAUUGUGCUUUCUGGUGUUCCAAAUUGUAAUGCAUAUUUGGAUGAUCUUGUGAUAUAUUCCACUGACUGGGAAGAGCAUGUUUCACUUCUUCGAGUUGUGUUUGAACGUUUGAAAAAAGCCUCACUAACGUUAAACCUUGCUAAGUGCGAGUUCGGACAAGCUACAAUCACCUAUCUGGGACGAAAAGUUGGACAAGGACAAGUAAAACCUGUGGAGGCAAAAGUAACCGCUGUUGCAGAUUUCCCCGUUCCUGUUACGCGCAAAGAGUUGCGCAGAUUUCUAGGAAUGGCCGGUUACUAUCGGAAUUUCUGUAAAAACUUUUCUACUGUCGUUAAUCCAUUGACCUCACUCCUUAGUCCUUCGUGCACAUUUAAAUGGACUGAAGCAUGUCAAAAUGCUUUUGAAAGUGUUAAGGCUUUAUUGUGCAAUGCACCUGUUUUGGCGGCACCUGACUGUGCAAAGCCUUUCAAAUUGGAGAUUGAUGCGAGUUCCGUUGGGGCUGGUGCUGUACUAUCUCAAGAAGAUGCUCAUGGUAUAGAUCACCCUGUGUGUUACUUCUCACGGUUAUUAUUUGAUCAUCCAGCACAAGAAAGGAGCGGAGAACAUCAUCGCUGAUGCCUUAUCCCGGAUUUAGUGAGUGUGGAAACUUUGUUAAAAACCACUAAAUAAUUUAAAAUU
Misgurnus anguillicaudatus (oriental weatherfish) is the source of this 2766-nucleotide messenger RNA. NCBI's taxonomy places the organism in Eukaryota, Metazoa, Chordata, Actinopteri, Cypriniformes, Cobitidae. The record is from RefSeq and is a predicted model, not a curated record.